Molecule: messenger RNA, 1461 nt
Organism: Suncus etruscus (white-toothed pygmy shrew)
Lineage: Eukaryota; Metazoa; Chordata; Mammalia; Eulipotyphla; Soricidae
Gene: CHST7
Product: carbohydrate sulfotransferase 7
Exons: 1
Coding region: 1-1461 (486 amino acids)
Biological process (GO): carbohydrate metabolic process; N-acetylglucosamine metabolic process
Cellular component (GO): Golgi membrane
Molecular function (GO): N-acetylglucosamine 6-O-sulfotransferase activity; chondroitin 6-sulfotransferase activity
Source: RefSeq, a predicted model, not a curated record
AUGAAGGGAUGGCGGCGGCGGCGCAGAGAGUACUGCAAGUUCGCGCUCCUGUUGGUGAUCUACACGUUGGUGCUGCUGCUUAUACCUUCCUUGAUGGACGGCGGCAGAGAUUCGGACAAGAUCAUAGGGCAUUGCCCUGGCCUGCAGCGCAGCCUUGGAGUGUGGAGCCUGGAAGCGGCGGCAGCGGGCGAACGUGAGCAGGGUGCUCAGGCGCGUCCCGCUGCAGAGGGGGGCGCAAGCCAGUCUCCCGGGAUACCAGGUAACCUUAGCAGUGCGGUCGGGGAGGCUGUGCCCCAAGAUAAACAGCACAUCUACGUGCACGCCACCUGGCGCACGGGUUCAUCAUUCCUGGGUGAGCUUUUUAAUCAGCACCCGGACGUUUUCUACUUAUACGAACCCAUGUGGCAUCUCUGGCAAGCACUGUAUCCGGGUGAUGCUGAGAGCCUGCAGGGCGCGCUGCGCGACAUGCUGCGUUCCCUCUUCCGUUGCGACUUCUCUGUGCUGAGACUGUACGCGCCGCCAGGGGACCCAGCUGCGAGGGAUCCAGACUCAGUCAAUCUCACCACGGCCACUCUCUUUCGCUGGCGGACCAACAAGGUUAUCUGCUCACCACCACUGUGUCCCAGAGCUCCCCGUGCCCGCUCCGAAGUGGGUCUAAUAGACGAUACCACUUGCGAGCGCAGCUGUCCACCAGUGGCGCUCCGUGCCCUGGAGGCUGAGUGCCGUAAGUACCCGGUGGUGGUCAUCAAGGAUGUUCGCCUUCUUGACCUGGGUGUGCUGGUACCUCUGCUGCGUGACCCUGGCCUCAACCUGAAAGUAGUGCAGCUUUUCCGCGACCCGAGGGCCGUGCACAACUCGCGCCUGAAGUCCAAGAAGGGGCUGCUGCGAGAGAGCAUCCAAGUGCUGCGUGCCCGCCUGAGGGGCGACCAUUUUCACCGCGUGUUGCUAGCACACGGUGUGGGAGCUCGCCCGGGUGGCCCUUCACUCUCGAUACCCGCGGCGCCACGAGCGGAUUUCUUCUUAACCGGCGCGCUCGAGGUGAUCUGCGAAGCUUGGCUGAGAGACCUGCUGUUCACGCGUGGCGCACCCGCCUGGCUCCAGCGCCGUUAUAUGAGACUGCGCUAUGAGGAUCUGGUAAGACAGCCCAUCACGCAGCUGAGUCGCCUGCUAGGCUUUGCCGGGCUGCGUGCGAUGGCUGCGCUCGACGCUUUUAUGAUUAACAUGACUCGAGGCACAGCUUAUGGGGCUGACCGACCCUUCCACUUGUCAGCACGAGACGCCCUCGAGGCUGUGCAUGCCUGGCGUGAGCGCCUGAGCCGGGAGCAGGUGCACCAUGUGGAAAUGGCCUGUGCUCCAGCCAUGCGUCUACUCGCCUACCCUAUCAGUGGAGAAGAGGGCCACUCCGAGGCGCCCAGGGUCCAGGAAACCCCACUGGAGACUGAGGCUAAAGGUGCCACGUAG